Sclerotinia sclerotiorum 1980 UF-70 is the source of this 444-nucleotide messenger RNA. RefSeq lists its product with no specific name. The record is from RefSeq and is a predicted model, not a curated record. The coding region runs from base 1 to 444 and encodes 147 amino acids. NCBI's taxonomy places the organism in Eukaryota, Fungi, Ascomycota, Leotiomycetes, Helotiales, Sclerotiniaceae. The transcript is spliced from 3 exons. Gene Ontology annotation, molecular function: protein binding.
AUGCCUAUCUUCAUCCACAACAAUAAAGGCAACAGCGCCACAGCACUAAUGAAAGCAGCCCAACUCAACAACCAAGCCAAUCAACUCGAAGCCAGCGGCGAUUUUACCGGCGCCGAAAAAUUAUUCUUGCAAUCUCUCCAGUUAAAAAUUGAAAGUACGGGUGAUGAGUCGAUUCAGAGUGCUCUUUCGAAAAAUGCGCUUGGAGAGUUGUAUUUGAAGAUGGAGGGGAGAUGGGAGGAUGUGAGGAGGUUUUUGGAGGGUGCUGAUGCGGUUAGAGGGGCUAUCGAUGAUUUCGACGCAGCUUGUACCCGGGAUAAUCUUGGUCAACUAUGGGAAAUUAAGGGUGAUAUGGUAAGAGCAAAGGCUGCUCGCGAAAGAAAUCCAAAUAGUAUGAUAUGUUCAAAUUUCAACAGAGUGGUGGAUGUUACGAGGUUUGCCGUCUAG